AGGUAUUGCAGAUUAAAAGAUCUUAGAUCAAAUAUACAUUUUGAUGACCUAUGUUUUAGGAUUGUAAUAAUUCGUAGGCUUCUGUUCCCAAGAAACGAAAGCCAAGGAGCGUUUGUUAAAGUGCCGCACCUCAACUACACGCUACAACAGGACGGUGAACAUAUAAAGCUUCGUGCCCAACAUCUUGUCACUUACACCAGAGAAGCUGAAGCAGCAUCAACACCAAGAACCAGCCACACUAAACUAGUUGAGGAAACAGCUGAAUGAUGAGUGCUGAUCAGACGCAAACAACACUGAGGUCCAAACUGGAGGCCCUGGAGUGUCACUUCACUUGGGCUCUGGAUCUCAGCAAGAUCUUUGUUUUACGUCUCCACGACAAGUUGGUGGACAUCGGCACGGAGGAGGGAAACAGCUGGUUGGGUCACAUCUACAACCUGAGGGGGUUCAUUCAGUGCAAGCUGGACUCCACCGAAGACGCCCUGAGUUUGUUCCACCAGGCUGCAGAGGCCUUCCGCCAGAUGAGAGGGGCAGAUGAAGGUCCCUGGUUGGUGGUGAAUUACGGGAACCUGGCUUGGCUGCACCACCUCCUGGGAGACCAAGCAGAGAGCGAGGCUUACCUUUCAAAGGUUGACGCCCUGAAGAAGAAAUACCCAACUCCAUCGGAGGACGAGCUCCAUGCAGAGCUUUACGCUGAAAAAGCCUGGACCCUGAUGAUGCUCGACAUAGAACGAGAGCUGGUGUCAGAUUACUUCCAGAAAGCCAUCAGGAUGCAGCCUGACAUGGUGGAGUGGAACACCAGUCACGUCAUCUGGUUAGCGAAUGCUUUUAUACGAGGCAGCACAGAUAUGGAGGCCGACAUCUUGGAUAAAAUGAGGGACGCCAAGGAACAGGAUCCAGAGAAUUUGUACCUUGCUGCUUACUACCUGCAGCUACGUGCAAUGAAAGGGCAAGACGUUAAAGACGAAGCACAUGAGUUAGUCGAAAGUGUUUCAAUGAACCCUUUCAGCAGCUACAGUGGUAUGAGAGCAAUACUUCACGUUUACAGAACCUGUAAAUUAAUUGAUGAGGCCAUUGAUUUGGCAGCAAAGGCUGUGGAAAACAAUCCAGAAGAACGUUAUCUGAAGAAAUUUGCUGCACUAACUCUCAAAUGGAAGAUUUUGGAAGUUUUUUUCAGGAAGUGUCGCAUAGAUGAGAGCAUGAUCGACAGAGCAGUCAGUCUCCAAAAGGAGGUGAUUUCUCUUUACCCUGAUUCUUCAAUCGUGGAGGAAAUAGACCUCGCAAAUAUAUAUGCAAAGUCCAAUCACAGGCAGAAUGAAGCUAAAUGUUUGUUCCAAGAACUGCUCGAAAGGGAGCUGGAACCUGCAGAGAAACAGCUGCUUUACAAUCACUAUGCUAAAUAUCUCUUGUUUGAUCUAAAAGAUAGCAACCAGUCAAUAGAAUAUAACAUGAAGGUAGCAGUCAUACCGAUAAAAUCCUACCAUCGUGAGAACAGCAUUAAAGCUCUUGAGAAGAUUAAAAACAAAGGCAGGAACCGAAAGUGUAGAGAAAUAGAGGAGUGUCUGAAAAACCUAUAAGAGCCAUAGUGGGUUGUUUUUAUACUGGUCCUAUAUCUGGAGAAGUUAAAAGUAUUGCAUUACCUAAAAAAAAUACUUUAAAAAAAAGAAAUUAAUCUAUCCUUUAAAAAGCUUUUCUGCUAGUGUUUACACUUUGGUAGUUUAUUGGAAGCAGUACACUCAAUGUGUGUGACAAGCUGCAUAAUUCAAUAACGGUGGUCUUUCAAAUAAAUGUCUAAAUGUUAUUUUCCAUUAUAUGAUAUCACAUGGUUUAUUACAAUAUAUAUUAAUCAGAUGUAAUGUCUAUUAUAUUCCUGUUUUUUUUCUCCUCUCAGCUCUCUAUUUUAAGGUUUUUGUAAGAAUAUUACUACCACCACUAUUAGCUGAAUAGGAAAGCUGCUUUGCUGUCUGCCUUUGACUUCCACUGUGGACAUGUGUAAAUGUUAUUGACAUUAUGUGAAAUUACAUGGUUUAUGACAAUAGAUAUUGAUCAGAUGUAUGUCUAUUGUAUUCUUGUUAUGUUUGUUUUCUCCUGUUUGCUGUUUAUUGUUCAUGGAAGAAUAUUACUAAUACUACUACCAGCAGUAUAUGAAAUCUGCUUUGCUGUAUGCCUUUGAGUAGUGGAAUAUAGAAAUGUCUCUAAUGUAACACUUUAUUUGAUGGAGCCUGAAUAUUACAGCCAGAUGCAACUGAUUGGAUGCACAUUUAAUAGUUGUAACAAUUGCUUUUAAAAAAUAUUUUCUUGUAUGCAAACAUCAUUGUAAUUAUGUGGAAAAGAGGCAAAGCAUCAUAUCUCUAAUCUAGUUAAAUCCACUUUAAAGAACAGUGUGCUUUAUAUAGGGGCAUCUAGUUGCAACAGUUGCAUAUUGUAAACAACAAUAUGACACUCAGCUAUGGUGGCCCUCAGGUAAGGAGCGGUAUUUUUGGGAUUGUAUUACUGCAAAGUCACUCACUUUUAAAACAACAACAGCAAACAGCAAAGUCACAAAAAAGAUUAUUUUGAUGGACAUCUGAGUAAAGUUUAUUAAUAGCAAUUUUAAUGAAGAGUAAAGGUAAAAGAACUCGAUUAAAAAUAUUAAUCUAAUUAUUUAGAGGCUUUGUAAUUAAUUAAUCGAAAUUAAUCGCAUUUUCAUUGCAUAAAUAUUUGACCUGAGAAGAGUGAGAAGUAAUUUUUUUCACAUGGUUUUUUAUUUUUGUUCAACCAAUUCCAGCAGACAAGUGUAGAAAUAGCAUAUUUAGAAAUAAAGUACUUUCAGAAAUUCAGGUAGCCUAUAGGUAAGUAGACCUUCUGUAAACUAUGUUUUUUUAAGUAGACCAAUACUUUCAAGUACAUUCAGAACAUUGGUUAUUUUUUCAGACUUGGACUUAGUUACCCUGGUCCUUAAACCAGUCAUCUGGUGCAGUGUGGGUUGGGUGUGGGUCCUUGUACUUGUCGAGCUAACAUCCACGCUAGCUGCUAAUUGUUUUGCGUUGAGGUGAUACUUGAGGCUGAAUGUGAAUUCCUUGUUGCAUGGCUUGCACACAACCACGCUGUUAUCGACGCUUCCAUCCGUGUGUUUAUUAUAAUAAAAUGUCCCAUUCACGGGGCCACCCGACACAGUCUCGUCAGCUUCUUUGUU
Molecule: messenger RNA, 3172 nt
Organism: Pungitius pungitius (ninespine stickleback)
Lineage: Eukaryota; Metazoa; Chordata; Actinopteri; Perciformes; Gasterosteidae
Product: interferon-induced protein with tetratricopeptide repeats 1-like
Exons: 2
Coding region: 264-1574 (436 amino acids)
Biological process (GO): defense response to virus
Cellular component (GO): cytosol
Molecular function (GO): protein binding
Source: RefSeq, a predicted model, not a curated record